This is a messenger RNA of Cylicostephanus goldi, 774 nucleotides long. Lineage: Eukaryota; Metazoa; Nematoda; Chromadorea; Rhabditida; Strongylidae. The record is from the annotation of a GenBank genome assembly.
CUGAUUUCGAAAGUUAACUGCUAUUUCUUAUGCGAAAAGUGUAAACAGAAGGUACCUAGAGGAUCCGUUCGGAACAAAGAAAGAUAUUGUUAUUUCAGAAACAAUCCCGGUCAAUCCUCUGCACGUGAACAAGGCUCAGGGAAAGGAGGAGAGCAAGUAGAUGGACGUGGAAAAGACCAUAUUGGAAACGCACCAAAAGACGGAGUAAGAGAAGGUGGUACAAUGGAACAAGGCCGCAACGGAAACUUCCCAAUAGGAGCACAAGGAGCGAUGGAAAGAGGAAACUUCCCAAUAAGAGGAGGAGGCGUAAUGGAAGUCGGACGUAACGGAAACUUCCCGAGACAAAGAGGGGGAAGUGCAGAUGAAAGAGUUCAUUCUGGAAACUCCGUGGAGCGAGGAAGAGAAGCAGCAGGAAAAAGAGGAGAGGUGGCAAGUCCAAUGGAAGAUGGACGCAGUGGUAAAGGGAAAGGAGGAGAAAGGAAAGGUGACAACGGAAAAGGAGGAAGUGGGACAGAAUUGGAAAGGGAACGUAACGGAAAGCUUCCAAUAGAACCUAAUGGAAGGUCACCGGGAAGGGGAGGAAGUGCAGAUGAAAAACUCCAUCCUGGAAUCUCAGUAGAAGGAGAAAAAGCCGAAGCAGGAAGAAGAGGAGGAGCAGGAAGUCCAGAAGAAAAAGAAAGUAAUGUAAAUUCACCAGAAAAAGGAACAGCAGGCGCAGCGGGAGCUGAUUCCGAUGGGCACAAAGGAGAAAAUCUAGCGGCAGCAGGUAGAGGA